AUGGGGGUUGAUGUGUACAAAGGCGCUGUUACACUUGGUUUUAUCCUGCCUAUUUACCAAGACAUGGUCGUCGCUCUUGAUGGUGAUGGAGGUUUCAAGUUGAUAACUAGGGAUAAUAUACGCCUCUUCAAACCAGUUUCGGUCCAGGCCCUGUGGGCUGCGCAUCAAGCGAUAAUGCUGGGCUGCAAGGUGGCUCAACAAAAUGACUAUCAUUCCAAGGGUCCUAGUCACGCAUGGGUCUCGUACUAUACACGAUUGCCCUCUUCUAAGCAAUUUAUGAUGUUCGAGUGGAACAAAAUGGAAGACAUUGAGGACAUGGGCAGAGCCACUCCACCCACUGCUGAACUUGGUACGCCGGUCUCCGAAGACGAGCAAAGAAUCAUGGGCUCGGUUGAUCUGGAGGAUGUCAAUGUUGUUCAGCUUCGGGAGAUGCUGGAGAAACAGAUGGGCAUGUCACUGAAGGACCAGCGUCAAUUCAUCGCCGACCAGGUGUUGAUAAUCUACGGUCAGAUGGACGUGCCCUCCUUCAUCUUCGACCACCUUCUUCUGGGCAGCUCCUUCAACGCCUCCAAUGGGGAUGAGCUACGGCGCAACAACGUCACCCACAUUGUCAACGUAACUCGAGAAGUGGACAAUUUCUUUCCCGCUGACCAGUUUGUUUACAAGAAUAUUCGCGUCUACGAUGACGAGAAAGCUCAGCUCCUGCCCUACUGGGACGAAACCUUCAAAUUCAUCAACGAGGCCAGGGCGAAUGGAACACGUUGCCUUGUUCACUGCAAAAUGGGUAUUAGUCGGUCUGGUUCAACGGUUGUGGCCUAUGCGAUGAAGGAGAAGGGCUGGAAGUUGAACGACGCAUUGGAGUUUGUUAAAAGCAAACGCCCUUGCGUGAAUCCAAACGCAAAUUUUCUACGACAGUUGGAAACUUACCAAGGCAUCUUGGAAGCCAGUGCCCACCGUCACAGUGCUCUCUUUCAACAAAAGGACAAGCCGACCGAGGCGACGGGAGCGGUUCGGCCACGUGUGGAGAGUCCGGGAGUGACGACAACAUUAGUAAGGGAGGGAGAAGAGGAAUAUGAUACCUUCGAACCACCUCCUGGACCAUCCGGUCCGGUUGAUUUGGAGGCCGAGCUCUUUGCCUUCAAAUCUUUCCCUCAGUUUUCUCGAAUUCAGGAGGAGCUGAUCAAUGUCCCUCAAAAACCUUCCGAGUUGGAAGGCAGCCCAAGCGGUAUACGACGCCGAGUGUUGGUCACGACCUCUCAGCGCAUCCGGCAUUGGCACCCCGAUGUAUACGAGGACGUGGGCAGCGGGGGGGUCGUGAUCUCCCGCUCCAAGUCCUCACCCACCCGCCUCUUCCAGCGGCGCCAACCGCCUACCACCACGGCACCUUACCUUACCGUUCCUCUUACCUCCCCCCCAAGGUCGCCGCUGAACCCCACUAUUACCGUUCCCAGCAUUCCUGUCCCCCCGCCUGAUGGUGAAGCCGGCGAUGGCGGUGUUGCGGAAAACAUGGGCGGUGUCUCGGUGUCCUCUCUCUCCUCUCCAUCUUCUGAGGCCGCCACAUCUUCCGUCAGCGAGCAUGACAUUCUAUUAACCCCUUCUUUCUCCAGCCCACAAAUCUCCAAUGGUGAUUUGACAAAGGAUUCGCUACCAAAGGUACCCUCCGUUACUAUCACCAUCGUCCCAUCGAACAGCGGCUUUUCGGAGCCUCCAGAGCUUCCUCUAUCGUCCUCUGUGUCAGCGGUGCACCCGCCGACGGAGUUUUUGCGAACCUCACCCCCUGGACGACUCACUCUCUCUCUGUUUACCAUGGCACCAGAUGAGGAACAGCCUCAUAGACCGGUGCGAACCCUUUCUCUCCGACUCAGACCCGACGAUAGUUGGAUUGUCAAGCGUCAGGCCAGUGAGGAGGGCGACGAAGUGUCGAAGACAAUUCCGAAAGGACGAUCCUUCUCUGAGAUAACCCCCGCCACUACCAGUUCUCUAACCCCUCUGGAGGAAGAGGUUGUGGUGGUAGAGGAACUUGAGCAGGCGCCGCCUUAUCUUCAGCAGGAGUUCAAAAUCAUACGGGACCUUGAUCAAAAAGUUCAAGAAAUCAUGAACGAAGCGCAGACGAAAACAAAUGAGCUUUUGCUUAUUGCGAAAGAUUUACCCAGAGACGAACGUGUCAGGCGCCUCAAUGAAAUACAAAACCUGUUUCAGACAGCCGAAGAAAUAUGCAACGAUAAAGUUUCUAGGGCUGAAAGUAUAUAUGAGCUUGUGGAUAGGCAGAUUCAGCGUCUUGACGCUGAUAUGGUCGAAUUUAAAAAGGCUUCGGUCCUAAAAGAAAUGAAAAAGCCCCGGAAGAAAACCCCCUUUAGCGUUCCUUCGAGAAUGCCUGCGUCUGCAGCUCUUGCUCUAGCCUUGACGAAUAACCCCAGUGACGUACUCGACAUGCCAAUCGAUCCAAAUGAACCUACCUACUGCAUUUGCCAACAGGUGUCCUACGGUGAAAUGGUUGCCUGCGACAAUCGGGACUGUCCCAUUGAAUGGUUCCAUUUCGGCUGUAAGCCCCGUUCAAAGCCAGCGGUGAACGCGCCAUUCAAGUCACCACUACGGUCGCGAAAUGAAAACCAGGGCCGCUCCACUAUGCCACCAUCGCUAGGAGAAUCUAAACAGCCCGAACACUCCACUCUCUUGAAGGGGGAGCGGAGUCACUUCCUGCGGUGCAGUGAGAUGAUUUCACCGGAGCGCAAAGGCCCAAGCUUCAAGACGGCUGCGAAUGAAGAGGAAAAGGAGCACGAGUUGGAUGAGGCCAUCGAAGCGCUGCAGAGGAGAAUAUGCGAGAUGCGAGGCCUCGAGGUCUUCACCGUGGAGGACGUAGAGAACGAACUGAAGAUGUGGCGUGAGCUUCUACACGAGUACAACGACGCCAAAGACGCUUGCCUCUACAUCCUUGGCCAACUUGCCCAUCUCAAAAUGACAACCGUCAAGGAUUUGUAUGCCGAAUACAAUUUAGAUAUGGGUAUUUGA
This is a messenger RNA of Echinococcus granulosus, 3009 nucleotides long. Its product is annotated as Protein phosphatase Slingshot. Bases 1 to 3009 code for a protein of 1002 amino acids. Gene Ontology annotation, molecular function: protein tyrosine/serine/threonine phosphatase activity; actin binding. Lineage: Eukaryota; Metazoa; Platyhelminthes; Cestoda; Cyclophyllidea; Taeniidae. The record is from RefSeq and is a predicted model, not a curated record. Gene Ontology annotation, biological process: protein dephosphorylation; actin cytoskeleton organization; negative regulation of actin filament polymerization. Gene Ontology annotation, cellular component: cytoplasm. The transcript has 13 exons.